Messenger RNA from Ambispora leptoticha, 1110 nucleotides. Lineage: Eukaryota; Fungi; Glomeromycota; Glomeromycetes; Archaeosporales; Ambisporaceae. The record is from the annotation of a GenBank genome assembly.
AUGCCACCCAAAAAGCAUCGGUUAUCAGGUUUUAUUGAAAUAUUAAAUGAAUAUUCAAAUACUUGUAACCGAUAUGCUAUUUGUCUCUUAUGUAUUGAGGCUAAAGGACGAGAAGAAGCAUUAAAAGACAAAUUUACUAAUACUCAAAGAUAUUGUCGAAACCAUUUAAAAGAAUGUCCUCAUUUUAUUCAAAAAUACAAUAAAGAAGAACGCCAACGCAUAUUAUAUGAUGAUGAAUAUGAUUUUUCCAUAACAACAACAUCAAAAUCCAAUAAAAAACAGCAUGUUACUCCAGCAGAACAGGCUAUUAAAGUUGUUAUAUUUUUUCACCAAUCUGAGUUUUGGCAUGGAAAAUUACUUGACAAGCAAGCUGCAGCCUAUAAUGGAAAAUUUGUAGCUUUGCAAUUGGAAUUAAUUAUAUCACCUUAUUGUGCCACUCUUAACAAACUACAAACUGAUGGAGCAAGACUGCAUGAAAAAUCUUGGAAACAGUCACUUUUAUUUUUGCCAUUUGUACUACAUCCUGAUUUUCAUAUUUCAAAAUUCAACAAGUCUUGUAAUUGGUUGACAUGGGUGCAUUUUGGAAAAUGGGUGAAAUAUUAUUACUCUACCUGGUUCAAACAACAACCUACAUGUAUUCUCACAGAAUUGGAAGCUUAUCGUUAUGAAAAAUAUCCAUUUGAUGUGGAAACUUUCAACAAAUUCAAAGAUUCAUUGUCAUAUUGGAAUCAUAUCAAUGAUGUAGAAAAACAGACUACUCAAAUUCGAAAUUCCAAUAUUGCAAUAAGGCCAAUUUAUAAUAAUACUCAACAAAGCUCAAUAACUGAUAACUUGUCUAAUACUCUCUCGGAUAAAGAUACAGAAUCAAACUCAGAUGAAUCAACAAAUUUCAACCAUGAAGAAUCUGAUGGAAAUAUUAUAUCGAUAAAUGAUUGGAAAUCUAUGGUAAAAUAUUGGUUGGAAUUAGUUGAGAAUGAAAGUUUUGAGGAUGAUCAAGAUUUAUUGGAACCACUUAAUGAAGUUAAUACUGAAGGUAAUAAUGAUUUUAUGAAUACUUUGAAGCAAGUUCAAGAAGGUUUGCAUCCAGCUGAUGAUGAUAACGCAAAAUGA